Messenger RNA from Lucilia cuprina (Australian sheep blowfly), 2610 nucleotides. RefSeq names its product plastin-3 (gene Fim). The transcript has 5 exons. The record is from RefSeq and is a predicted model, not a curated record. The coding region runs from base 450 to 2360 and encodes 636 amino acids. Gene Ontology annotation, molecular function: calcium ion binding; actin filament binding. Gene Ontology annotation, biological process: actin filament bundle assembly; actin filament network formation. Gene Ontology annotation, cellular component: cytoplasm; actin filament; actin filament bundle. NCBI's taxonomy places the organism in Eukaryota, Metazoa, Arthropoda, Insecta, Diptera, Calliphoridae.
AGUCGCAUUUCUUCUUCGCACAUCAUUGUAAUAAGUUGGUUUUUUAAUUGUGUAAAACAACUGCAAAUAGUUUUUUCAUAUUUUUUAACGUAACUUAAUAUUUUUUAAAAUAAUUUUAACAAAAAAAAUUUUAAAAUAUUGCACGAAAACGCAAUCAAUUAAAAGAAAUAAAGAUAUAUUUUAAUAAAAAGAUAAUACGAACAUCAGUCACAAAGCCAGCGAAAGUGUGUAACACCACAAAAGUGAGAAUAAAAACGUAUUUAGGGAAAAAAUAAAAAAAGCAAGUAAAGAGUUGGCGGAAGAAUAUAAGCCAAAAAAGAAUUUAUUACUGUGUAUGUGUGUUAAAAUUAUAUAAAAAUUGUUAAUUAAAAAAAAAUUGCAAAAAGUGCAAUUAUAAGAUAAUUUUGUUGUUUAAACAAAUCUAAUAAGAAACAAACAAAUCUUAAACAAUGUCAGUCAACAAAUUCACGAAAGGCUUAUCAGCAGACGAGAAAGCUGAAAUACAAGAGAAAUUCAUAGAGAUUGAUGCCAACAAAGAUGGUUUCAUUGACCUUAGUGAACUUAAAGAAGCUCUUGAUCAGGUCGGCUUUAAAUUGCCCGGCUAUCAGGUGCGUGAGAUGAUCGAUGAAUUCCAAAACAAACAACGUACCUCUCAUCAGGGUAAAUUGAAUUUGGAGGAAUUUGAAAAUCUUUGCUUAGACCUGAAAUCAAAAGAUGUGGCCAGUACCUUUAAAACAGUGGUGUCUAAAAAAGAAAAUCUCGAAACGUUGGGCGGUAUGUCUAGCAUCUCUUCGGAGGGUACCACACAUUCCGUGCGUCUCGAAGAACAAUUGGCCUUUUCCGAUUGGAUUAAUUCCAAUUUGGGUCAUGAUCAAGAUUUAAAACAUUUGCUGCCCAUUGAUAAUGAGGGCAAACGCCUGUAUCAAUCCAUUAAGGAUGGUAUUUUAUUGUGUAAAAUCAUUAAUCAUUCCUGCCCCGAUACAAUUGACGAAAGAGCCAUCAAUAAAAAGAAUCUUACGGUUUAUCGUGAAUUUGAAAAUUUGACUUUGGCUUUAGUUUCAUCACAAGCUAUUGGCUGUAACAUUGUUAAUAUUGAUGCUCACGAUUUGGCUAAAGGCAAACCACAUUUAGUAUUGGGUUUGUUGUGGCAAAUCAUUCGUAUUGGUCUCUUCAGUCACAUUACCUUGGAUAGUUGUCCUGGUUUGGCUGGUCUCUUGUUCGAUGACGAACGUCUAGAGGAUUUGAUGAAAUUGUCUCCUGAAGCCAUAUUGUUGCGUUGGGUUAAUCAUCAUUUGGAACGUGCUGGCAUUCAACGUCGCUGCACCAAUUUCCAAUCCGAUAUUGUGGAUUCGGAAAUCUAUUCACAUUUGUUGAAACAAAUUGCUGGCAAUGAUGCGGAUGUUAAUUUGGACGCCUUACGUGAGACCGAUUUAACAUCUAGAGCCGAAAUUAUGUUGCAACAAGCAGCCAAAUUGAACUGUCGCAGCUUCUUGACACCACAGGACGUAGUCAAUGGAGUCUACAAGUUAAAUUUGGCCUUUGUUGCUAAUCUGUUCAACAAUCAUCCCGGUUUGGAUAAACCCGAACAAGUAGAAGGUCUAGAGGCCAUCGAGGAGACACGUGAAGAGAAAACUUACCGCAACUGGAUGAACUCUAUGGGUGUUAGCCCCCAUGUAAAUUGGUUGUAUUCCGAUUUAGCUGAUGGUUUAGUUAUUUUCCAAUUAUUCGAUAUCAUUAGACCGGGCAUUGUUAAUUGGAAUCGUGUACACAAACGUUUUACUCCCUUGCGUAAAUUUAUGGAAAAAUUGGAAAAUUGUAAUUAUGCUGUAGAAUUGGGUAAACAAUUGAAAUUCUCUUUGGUGGGUAUUGCUGGUCAAGAUUUAAAUGAUGGCAAUGCUACUUUAACUUUGGCUUUAAUUUGGCAAUUGAUGCGUGCCUAUACUUUGUCCAUUCUCUCACGUUUGGCCAAUUCUGGCAAUCCCAUAGUCGAAAAGGAAAUUGUACAAUGGGUUAACAAUAAAUUAUCCGAAGCUGGCAAACAAUCAACUUUGAAGAAUUUCAAUGAUCCUGCUAUUGCUGAUGCUAAAAUUGUUAUUGAUUUAGUGGAUGCUCUUAAGGCUGGCAGCAUUAAUUAUGAAUUAGUGAGAACAAGUGGCACUGAGGAGGACAAUUUGGCAAAUGCUAAAUAUGCCAUUUCCAUGGCCCGUAAGAUUGGUGCACGUGUUUAUGCUUUACCCGAGGAUAUUACAGAAGUGAAACCCAAGAUGGUCAUGACUGUAUUCGCCUGUAUGAUGGCCUUGGAUUACAUACCCAAUAUGGAUAGUGUAGAAAAUCAAAAUAAUAUUAACAACAGCAACUAAUAUGCCAAAUAUAAAAAACAAUAACAACAACGACAAAUAAUCUUAAUAACUACCACCACUACUACAAAAGAAGAAAAAAGAAAAGAUAAACAGUCAUAAAAAUAUGAUUGAAUGGAAAUGAAUUGAUAAGCAAAAAACAAAAAUUCCCGGAAAAAAUAAAACGGCAUGAAGUAAUAAAGAUUGUUUAUUCUUAUUUUUUUAUUAAAACAAAUCAAUGGUUUAUUUGCUUACAAAUAAAUAUACAUAUAUA